Rhincodon typus (whale shark) is the source of this 526-nucleotide messenger RNA. RefSeq names its product deoxyribonuclease TATDN1. The record is from RefSeq and is a predicted model, not a curated record. The coding region runs from base 24 to 515 and encodes 163 amino acids. Gene Ontology annotation, cellular component: cytosol. The transcript has 6 exons. Gene Ontology annotation, molecular function: 3'-5'-DNA exonuclease activity. NCBI's taxonomy places the organism in Eukaryota, Metazoa, Chordata, Chondrichthyes, Orectolobiformes, Rhincodontidae.
AAACACCUGAUCUCUUGUCUUGAAUGAGAAGUUAUAGGACACAGAAUUUUUUGUGCACUCUUACAGAUGAUUUUUUGGAUGUAAUACAGAGAGCUGUCAAAACUGGAGUUCAAAAGUUCAUGAUUACAGGAGGCAGUUUGCAAGAUAGCAAAGAUGCACUGGAAUUGGCAAAGACAAGAGAUUCUUUCUAUAGUACAGUUGGUUGUCACCCUACACGCUGUGGUGAAUUUGAGCAGAACAAUCCAGAGCAGUACUUGUCUGAUCUUAAAACUUUGGCCAUAGAGAACAAAGGGAAAGUGGUGGCCAUUGGAGAAUGUGGUUUGGAUUUUGACAGAAUGGAAUUUUGUCCUAAAGAGAUUCAACUAAAAUACUUUGAAAAGCAAUUUGACCUGGCAGAAGAAACUAAAUUGCCUCUGUUUCUACACUGCAGAAAUUCACAUGCAGAAUUUUUAGAUAUAAUGAAGAGAAACAUUGACAGAUGUGUUGGAGGUGUGGUAAGUGUAACAGUUAUGUGAAUCAAUCUAGG